AUGUCUAAUUUGACGGGUCGAGUCCAGACCGUCCUUGGACUCGUAGAUCCGGAGAAACUGGGACGUACGAUGACCCACGAACACCUCACCAUGACUUUUGAGUGUUGCUACUUUCCCCCUCCCCAGGGAGACGAGGCAGUGGCGGCAAACCCCUUUCAAAUGCAGCACAUGCACUGGCUUAGGCAAAAUCCCUAUAGCUGCCAUGAGAAUCUACUGCUCCAACAAGAGACUGAUGCUGUACGGGACGAGCUGCGGGUCUACAAGCAAGCAGGAGGGGGCGCUAUAGUGGAGAAUACGACUACCGGGAUUGAGAGAGAUCUUCCCACCUGAAACAGGCUGGCCCAAGACACAGGGGUCCAUAUUAUCGCAGGGGCGGGUUACUAUGUGGACUGCACUCACUCAGAGACCACCAAGAGCAUGACUGUGGAGCAGCUCACGGACGUCAUUGUGAGUGAAGUGCUGAAUGGAGCGGAUGGUACAGACAUUCGUUGUGGUGUGAUUGGGGAAAUAGGCACCGGCUGGCCCAUCACCGACAGCGAGAAGAGGGUCCUAAGAGCGACCGCCCAUGCACAGACCCGACUGGGCUGCCCCGUCAUCAUACACCCCGGACGAAACCCCGCUGCCCCCGCUGAGGUGGUCCGCAUCCUGCAAGAAGCCGGGGGAGAUAUUGGCAAAACUGUCAUGUCACAUCUGGACAGGACUAUAUUUGAUGAGGGAGAGCUGCUGGAGUUUGCUAAACUGGGGAGUUACCUGGAGUAUGAUCUGUUUGGUACAGAGAUGCUGAACUAUCCUUACAACACAGACAUCGACAUGCCCAGUGACAGUCAGCGGGUGAAGACCCUGGCGUUUCUGGUGAAGGAGGGCUAUGAAGACAAGAUCCUAGUGGCUCAUGAUAUUCACACCAAAAACCGUCUCACAAAGUUUGGAGGUCACGGUUACUCCCACAUCCUGAAAAACAUUGUACCAAAGAUGUUAACGAGAGGCAUCAGUCAGCGCCAAGUGGACAAAAUCCUCAUCGACAAUCCAAAGCACUGGCUCACCUUUAAAUGAACAAACUAUUAUCUAACAUAAACUAGUCCUUUACUUUUAUAUCAAUAAAUAAGGGAAAAUGAACACUGUAACUUUAGCACUAAAUGACUGAAGUGUAGUAUUUUCUAUUCAAAUGAAGAUUUUUACAAUAUUGUUUUGUGAUUCAAAGAGUGUCAGUGGAUCAAGAUAAGAAGUUACUCUAUUCUGUGUGUCCAUUAACUUGGCUUCUAAUUUUAAUAUGCUAUCUUAAUACAUGAAUUGUAAUAACACCCAAUUUGAUCAUUUUUUAAAAUCUU
Molecule: messenger RNA, 1325 nt
Organism: Periophthalmus magnuspinnatus
Lineage: Eukaryota; Metazoa; Chordata; Actinopteri; Gobiiformes; Gobiidae
Gene: pter
Product: phosphotriesterase related
Biological process (GO): catabolic process
Molecular function (GO): zinc ion binding
Source: RefSeq, a predicted model, not a curated record